AAAAAGUAAUUCUCUUUAUUCUUUAUUCUUUAGCCUCUUUGGGUAAAAGGGUUGUGACGUAAUAUAAAUUCAGUGUUGCAUCUGAAACACUUUGGGACAUACCACCAAGAAAGAUAAGAAGGAACUAGAAGAGCAGGCGAAGAUGCACCAUCCACCCCACGACCCUCAUCAUCAUCCACCGCCACAAGGACCACCACCACCUCACCACGAGCCACCGCCUCCACAGGCACCACCUCCAGGGCCUCCUCAUCAUCAUGGUCCUCCGCCUCCUCCAGGUCCCCAUGCGCCUCCACCAGGGCCGCCGGGACCACAUCCUCCACCAGGCCCUCCGGGACCGCAUCCUCCACCUCAACAUCACCACCACUAGUCAAGAUCAACUGGUUGCAGGUCUAGCUAGCUUCGAGCUGUAGCUGAUCUCAACCUCAGUCUUACUGCCGUGUUUGGCUUGUAAUAAUCCCUUAAUCUAGCGUGUAUGAUAAAAAAAACAUUACCAAAUAAGGCAGGGAACUAUGCUCCAGCAUGUGCUGCAGUACUGGUUCUGGCAUGUUCUUGUGUAUGUGCUAAUUGAAAUCUGUGUUUUUAUGUACCAGACUAGAUAAAAAAUAAUAAUAAUAGGCCCGUCUAUCUGGGGUUUUUUUUUAUUUUUUUGGACAAUUGAGAGUGGCAUUUUC
Messenger RNA from Rubroshorea leprosula, 671 nucleotides. The record is from the annotation of a GenBank genome assembly. Lineage: Eukaryota; Viridiplantae; Streptophyta; Magnoliopsida; Malvales; Dipterocarpaceae.